AUGCGAGCGCCGACGAUCGACGAACGCGUCGCGCGAUGCGUCGAGUGCGUGGAAACGGGCGACGACGACGCGGAGGCGAGGUAUGAGUUUUGUUACGCCGUGAUGCGCGAGCGAGGGGCGAGACAUUGCUCGAGGGAGGCGGCGACGGCGUGUUGGCGGGAGACGUUCGCGCGGGAGCGAGACGCGACGACGCGAGACGCGAUGGACGACGGCGAGGGAGGCGCGCGCGCGAACGCGAACGAUGUGGUGGAUGCGUUCGUGUCGUACGUGCGCGAUCGACGCGAUGUGACGGUGAUCACCGCGGACGCGUGGUCGCAGGCGUAUCAAUUCGUGAGACGCGCGCGAGCGCUCGGCGGCGAUUUGCGAUGGUACGACGAAAACGAGGCGUGGCCGAGUUUGUUCGAUGAGUUCGUGGAGUGCGCGCGAGAGGCGAUGGGGUCGGCGGCGAUGCGCGCGGAGACGACGGCGUCGGGACGCGGGGACGACGCGCGGCGCGUCGACGCGUUUUCGUCGAUGGCGUUCGCUUCGGCGACGGAGAGUCGUAAACGCCGCGUCGAGCACGUCGCCGAGGCGCGGGCGAACGUCGUCGGUCUCACUCGAGAAUUCGAGCGCGAGCUCGCGGUCGGUGGACGCGCGCCCAAGCGCGUGUGCUCGGACAUGGAUUUAGGACCCGAGUGA
Molecule: messenger RNA, 678 nt
Organism: Ostreococcus lucimarinus CCE9901
Lineage: Eukaryota; Viridiplantae; Chlorophyta; Mamiellophyceae; Mamiellales; Bathycoccaceae
Exons: 1
Coding region: 1-678 (225 amino acids)
Biological process (GO): protein neddylation; positive regulation of ubiquitin-protein transferase activity
Cellular component (GO): ubiquitin ligase complex
Molecular function (GO): ubiquitin conjugating enzyme binding; cullin family protein binding; ubiquitin-like protein binding
Source: RefSeq, a predicted model, not a curated record